Messenger RNA from Pomacea canaliculata, 1215 nucleotides. Its product is annotated as macrophage migration inhibitory factor-like. Gene Ontology annotation, molecular function: phenylpyruvate tautomerase activity. The transcript has 3 exons. The coding region runs from base 515 to 934 and encodes 139 amino acids. Lineage: Eukaryota; Metazoa; Mollusca; Gastropoda; Architaenioglossa; Ampullariidae. The record is from RefSeq and is a predicted model, not a curated record.
ACUGGGUUUACAGUCUCUGGUUGGGUCACACCUCGCUAUUCUCGUUCAAAACAAAUUACUUCGCUGUCCUUCCUGUUAUUGUAAAGGUGGGGAACUCCCGAGAAACUCGGAUGUAGAAAGAUCCGGGUAUAUGUACAAAGAAGUAGGAAAGUGAAGGCCACCCAUGUAUGUUGUUGACCUGACCGAAGAUUAUUUAAAGAACUGGCAGCCGAGCACAUACCUUGGCGGAUAGAAAACGUCAGUCGAAGAACGUAGUUCAGCGCCGAAAGACAAGUGUUAUCGUAAUCGUUCGUUGAUGACAGAGACUAAAUGAAUUUCAAUCAACAGAUCAACUGCAGUCCUCGACCACGCAGGGUGUUUACUGUGACCUUUGACUCCGCAAGUGACUGACCCAAGAAAAGGGAAGUGUUACUCGUGUAGUCAAUCCAACGCAAACCUAGUGUGUGAGCUUACACCCGCCUGGUGUGGGAGGUAACGGAAACCUGGAGGGUUUGUGAAGGCGAUCGAGUCAGCCAUGCCCAUCAUCUGCAUCAACACCAAUGUACCCAGCCGGGUAGUGCCAACGUUCUUCCAUGCCAAACUGACCAACAUGAUGUUUCAGGCCUUGCAGAAGCCAAGAGAGGUAGUGUUCAUCGACUUGCGAGCAGAGGCCGACCUUAUGAUGGGUGGCGACAGGAACGCUUGUGUUUACGCCACCAUAGAGUGCAUCGGUCGCCUGAAUCCGGAGAAAAAUCUCGAGAUUACCCGGAUGUUGGAAGACUAUUUCAUCGAACACCUGAAAGUCAGACGAGAAAGGAUCGUGAUCAUUUUCAAACCAGUGUCAGCUUUGUAUUGUUCUUUCAACGGAGAACUGCAUGACCCCAAGAUAGAACAAGAUUUGGAUUUGCCUUUGUGUCCAUCAGCUUCUAAGGAAACAGGGGGAUCGUCAGAAUAGUUCUGUCUGCCAUCUUUUGACUGAUACUUUGCAGAAUCAAAAAAACUUUACAGGGCGAGUGCGCGCGUGUCUGCCUACGUGCGUGCGUGAGUAUUUUUGUGCGUGUGUAUUUGAGUGGCACGUGCUUGACAACAAAGACACAACUUCUGAUGUAAGUUUAGUCGUCCCUGAAUAAAUUGUACAGGAAAACAAUGAUACGAAUGAUGAAAACUGUUCACUGUUUUUAUUUUUGACAAGCAUAGCUGUCUGAGUGAGUAUUAAAUUAAAAAAAGUUGUUUUUA